UCUACUGUUUCUCACUAUCGUUGUGACAAAAGAUAAAAUGAUUGCUGGUAGCAGCGUUUGGGUGUCCGAUAAGCCUUUAAAUGCAUUCAUCUGUUUCUCCAACUCGACUUCCUGGAUCGUAUUUCAUCAUCUCACAGUUACUUGAUGUAACGCCCACGCAGGCCCCUGAAAGAGAAGUGCAGGUUUUCUAUCAGCAUACUUUAAAAUCUCUUUGCAAGCAGUGACCCGUGCCGCCUCUGGCUGAAAAGAUCUUCCUUGACCUGUUUUUAAUUUUGUUUGGAGUCGAGUGAUUCAGCUGAUAGAAGGGAGCUGGUGUUCGUGGUUUAUUGUGAUUUUGAAUGUCUGAGCUGUUGUACAUUGACUGUUCUGUUGUGUGUCAGUGUGAAUGAGCGGCAAAAACCUUGUAAAGUGCUUUGGAUAAAAACACUAUAUAAAUGUAGCCAUUUACAUUUAUUAGCAUACUUCCCAGCAUGCAUGGCUUUUUUCCUAGUCUGAUGGAGAUUUACUGUGUCUCUUUAAGCAUUUAUCUCAGAUGACUCUCAGGACUUUCCUUUGAUGAAAACAGUGCUUACCACGAUAAAGAUCAGCAUCCACUUCAGCCGCACUCAUUACUUGUGUGUCAAGUUCAAGGUUCUGUUUAUUCAUCCAUAAAAUCAUGGAAAUGUCAGCGCUCACAUCCUCACCGCCAUCCUCUGUCACGGAUGAGAGGUAACAUCAGUGUUAGUUUCUGAAAGUGGUCUGAACGUGGCUGCAUUUCAGCGGGGUGUGAAGAAAUGACCCUGAAACUCUAAUAUGUGGUUUUACUGCUGUGAGAAUGAGGGGAACUGGAAAGCAAAACUGACAAGGAACUCUUGACUGAAUGUAAUGACUUGUACUUAUGUUAAGUUUAUUUAACUGAGUGAUAAGAGUCAGGGUGGUCGCUUACUUAAGACAGGACUGACUGACGGACGAACUCAAUGAAUCCCAAAAUGCAACAGAAGUCACAUCAACGAUGACGAUGCUGUCGACAAAGGCAGCAGUAAACGCGUCUGAAAUGAGCUGUGAGACGCAUUGUCCUCCAGUUUCAUGAAACAUGAUCAGUUGUGUCCAAGUUUUUCCUGGACAGACAAUACUGACUCAAGUCAAGCUUGAGACGGGCCCGAGUUAAAAAGUCAGAAUCAGCGCAGCGUUGUUGCAGUGUAGAAACAAAGACGGAAGAACUGUCUCAGUCUGAGUUUCUGAGCUGGUGUACAAACAUUUUGUUGAUUCUGUGUUCAUUUUCCUUUGGAGUGUGUUGCUAAUGUGCAAAAUCUGAAGGAGUCAGUGAAAGUAUCGCAAGAAAAAAUGCCCCAAAACGACAUCUGUUUAUGUUCAAGUGACAAAGCCCACUAGCGGGCGCAAAGGAGGAAGUCAGGUGACGUUAUAGAGCAACGAGGUCCAUGUAGGGAGGAGGUCGGGGUAAACGAAACAUCGGACUUUAACACCAGAGACCGCUGGUCGUUUCCUGUGACUGUUGGUUUCUUUUAACCGUGACCGUGAUUGUUCCAUAACCUUAACCAAGUGGUUAUUUUAACCCAAACAAUCAUCUUUCCCAAAACCUAACCAAGUCGUCGUGCCUAAACCUAACCGAACCUUCACCAGAGCUGCGUAAGAUCAGAAAAAAAGUUCUGGUAACGGGUUCUGGAAGGGAAAUGAUGUCGUCCUGCUGAUCGCGGUGUCAGAUCAGAAACCGCUUCUAAAGUCGCGUCACAAACGACGUAUAAUGUCGUCCAAUUUGGAGUUAAGUACAAGAUAUACUUGUCGUUCAAAAGGUUUAAAGUGCGUUCAUUAAUGUUUUAACUAAAUGAACAAGAUUGUUCCUCGAACCUUAACCGAGUGGUUAUUACUGUAACCGUGACGACGAAGCUCCUUUUUAACCCAAACCACAAUGUUUCCCUAACCUUCUUAACUAAGUAUUUACUAAACCUAACCGAAGCUUUACCAUGGCGUUGUCAGAUCAGAAAACAGACUUAUUUUUAAACAGUUAUGUGUAAUAGUUUUGGAAGGCACAGACAGAUGGCGUCAGAUCAGAAGGGCAUGGACAAACGGCGUAUUUUGUUGUAGAACAUGAGGGAGUUUGGGGUUUGCACCUGAUGCGGCGAGUUAAUUUGUUCCGAAUGUGUUGAGCUACAGCUUAUCGUCUGUGCACCAGGUUACUGUGUGACCUCCACGGGGCCACGCUCGACCAAUCCCAAAAUGCAACAGAAAUCACAGCAACGAGCUCUUUGCAUCAAUAGUGAAGUUUCUGUCCAAAUGUAGCGCAAAGUUUGACAGGAUUUACACACAAUCGGCAAAAGAAAAUGUGAAUUACCGUGCGUUUCCAUCCACUAUUUUGUGAAUAUCAGGAGUUCGUUGAUGGGUAUAAACAGCUGCUGGAGCUAAUUCUCCAGUCGGUGCCAUUAAACCAUCAGAAGGAGAGGACACGACGAGGUGACGUCACCAGUCGAAGCUCAAACGAUGGAGAACCACGUGGAAAACAUGACGGAAACAUGACGUUUCUGUUGGUUUCAUGUGUUAAUGUGAGGAAGGUUCCAGCCUCCUCAUCGCUCCACACACACCUGAAGUCUUCAGCUCUUCGCUUUAAGUCACGUGCUUCGUGUACGUCAGCAGUUAUUCACUCUGUCCGUUUCCAUCUGCUUUUUAUCCAACUUUUCCUCAUCAGCCGAGCGUAAAAACGUUUUUACGUUAUUUCGGCCCCCCCGUUUCAUAAAUGCGCAAAUUGCAAAUGUGCAUAAAAACUGGUGGCUGGAAACACAUUACUUGAUGACAAGUGGGCAGUAAACACAUCAUCCAUCCUCUGAAAUGAGCUGUGACACACAGCGUUUCCUCCAGUGUCAUGAAACGCGAUCAGAGGUGUAAGUUAUUGCGUGUUUCACAUCAGAACAUCAGAUAAGUUUGUAAUUUGGGUGAACGGACAGAAAGUCAGAAAAUAGUGAAACCAAGAUGUGGAGGAGAUGAAAAGAGGAAACUAAAUGGAUCUGUUAUUUCCAGUCUGAUCAACCAGAUGGUCUGAAUGAGAAGCUCCUACUGUAUUUUUUCCUUUUUAUGAUGAGCAGGCAGGUGGUGAUUAACGUGUCAGAGCUGGUGUGUCUAUCUGUCAGAGCUGUGUAGAAAAUGUGUAGUUUCCUGUGCUUUAAAAAGUUAAUCGUGGGCAGGGAUUUUAAAUGUUUUCCACAGUGCUGCUAUUAUUUUGACUAUACAACAGCUGGUUGUAUCGUUUCCUACGGAUUUAUUAAGUCAGGAUUUACAGAAAGACCCUUUUAAGGUCGACUGAUAAAUUGCCUUACUUCUACUCGAUACCGCAUCCUGUUGGAGUGCCCUGCACUCUUUUACCAUAUACUCGAAAACGGGAUAUAUUUCGAGGUGCGGACCCGGGUAUACUGAGGCAACAUAACACUUGAACUUCCCGGCACAGUAGUAGUAACGCUGUAAUGUUAAAAUGGUGCAUUAAGUCCUGAAUUAAGAUAAAUAGGAGGUUUGUUGUGUUCGGCCUGGACCUGUAUUUAAUACAGUACAUUUUAUAGAAAUGUAACAAUCUGCUGCAGCUUCUCAUUGAUCUGUAAUGCAGUCCAUCAGAGUCAAUUGAUUCUGCCCUUACUUUCAAAAUAAGAGCACAGCAAAGAGAGAAAAGUCUGAAUAUGUUCUACAGAAAAACACUGUGUAACAGGGAUUAUUGAUGAUCUGAUGAUUUGUGCUUUAGUGCUGAUGCUUGAUUUUGACCAGAUGAUGACACAACUCUGAAACCUGUCCGCUCUGAACUUUUCUGUGCGUCAAAACCAUCGACUGUCUAAAACACGGACGUAGUGUCCGUGACGUCACCCGGAGGUUUCUGAAGAACCAUUAUGAAGCUCAAAGUGGGCGGCUCCCGGCAGCUCCGGCUAAUCCAAAAAUGGGCAAAGAGGUGGAGCUGAGGCGGGCCGAAGGAAGCCUGGUUGCUGAACCACCUAGCGGCAAGCCACCUGAUAGGACACCCACCUGUCACUCAAAGGGGCCAUGUCCAUUAUUAUGUGUAACUUUUAGCCUUAGAGUUAUUAAAAAAAUCACCCCCUCACAGUUGUCAUGAACGGGGAAAUUAGCUACAGAGUCCAAAACCGUGUUUCGUUCCAGGCUGUCAACAUGUUUAUUUCUGCUGUAAAGUUGGACAUUUUCACACGGGGCUCUGUGGGGACUGACUCGCUUUUGGAGGCCGCCUCAAGUGGCCAUUCAGUGAACUGCAGUUUUUGGCACUUCCUGUUGCCUUCAUUGUUCAGCCCCGGAGGACGCCGCUUGGUGAAAACUGACACAAAUCUGGCGGAGGCGGAUACGUCGUCAUCAUCACUGUACAGCAAACCGAUAUCACCUGACAUCCAGUUAAAAACAUACAGAAAUGGACGGAGCAGAAGUGAUGUUGAGGCUUCAUCCACACGCCAGCAGCCGGCCUCUGCUCUGCUCCGGAUUUCCUGCCAAACUCUGAAUCGCCUGUCCCUGAAAACCAAUAACCAUGAGGGUGUGAAAUUGUCCUGUCAUCACUCUCUCUUCCUUCCCUCCUCUCUCAUUUUCCCCUUCUCUUUCUCCUCCAACCCCCUCCAUCUUUCCUCACCUCUCUCUAAAGAUGAUGUGUCGUCCAAACAAUGCGAAGCAAUAAGCAAGCAAAUAGCUGUAAUCACUCAGUCGAUGAUGCACAAUCACCCACUCAGCACGCGGCAGGAGUUGUGGCGACCUGGCAGCCUUAUCGAUCUCCGGGGGGAGGGGGGACGAUUAAAGGCACCCCGGCAGUUAACAGAUGGUGAAUGACGGCGCUCAUAAACCUUGCACUAAAAGACUAAUGUCCUACAAGCUGCAGCCGGCGUGGAAGCCAUAAACAGCCCUGCCGCCGACUGUCAGCGCUGCGGGUGGGGGGAGGGGGAUGAUGGGAGGCAAAGGGCCAGCUGCUGCCUUACUGAACGAGGCUCGACGUGUGGGGGGUCCUCGGGGCCGCGCACCGAGCUCUGACGGAGGUCGUGGAGAGGCAGACUGCUCAGCUUUCAAUUACAAAAUCCAAAUGGUGACUGAACGGUUCAGCCUGACUGAGAUCAUAAAGUACCAGGAGGCGCUUUAUGAUCUCAACAAAGACAAGUGUGUUGUCUUAAUCACACAAAAUGGAUUGCCGUAACAUUUUGUACAGACAUUCAAGGUUCCCAGAUGACGAAUCCUGCUGACUUUGUUGAUCUUUCCUCUAGCGCCACCAUGAGGUUGAUGUUUAUAGUUUUGAGUGAAGUGUUUGUAUUGGCAUUUGGUUCAGGCAUUCAUGUUCCCCUCAGGAUGAAUUUAAAAUAACUUUUGUCAUCCUCUGACUCUUCGUCUAGCGCCACCAUCACGUCAACAUUUUACAAUACUUUUAGUUUUGUAGGAAAUAAACCAGUGACAUUCCCUUCAGCCUCAGCUGCACUUUGUGGGCUCAGGUGAUUCAACACACCUGCACACCUGUUCUGUGACAAAAUAAUCUCAGCUCAAAGUUUCACGUAACUAGCUUUUUUCCGACCAUGGACGCCAACUGGCCGGUCGCACCCGGCUAGCAGGCUCUCGCAUCUCUGGAAAUGUCACAUUUUCAAGUAGGCAUUAUUUUGACACAAUCGGCAACAUGUGUGAAAUCUGAACGGUUCAUUUCUUGCAUAAAACAAUCUCAAAACUAAAUUUGUUGACACAGUUUUGUUAAAAAAAAUUACAGUUGAUGCUAAAGGCAUGCUGGGAUACAUGUCAACUCAGGUUGUCAACAGGUUUACACACAUUGGUCAGCUCCCAAAUCAUUCUCCAUUAAAAAUGGGCGGAGCAAGAAUAUUUCCAGGCAUGUUGACCGCACUUGACUACUUUAAAUGUAAACUUGGCAUUGGAACAGUACUUGGGCCGUGGCUGAUGACGCUUCAUAAGAGAAGAAGAAAGACGUAGAAAGUACUUUACAGGAAAUCCAAACUAACACAAUUCAGCAAAGGAAACUACAGUGGAAUACAAGUCGAAAUGCAGCGAAUGGCUUUAAAAAAUCUGAAUGUAAAUGUGUGUAGCAGGUGAGCUGUUUUUCAUCUUGUGAACAGGACAAACUGACUGUUGAUGGCGGCAGUAAAAAAACAGAAUAUUCUUCAUUGAGUGAGAGAGAAGUAGUUUUGUGGAGCUCGUAUCAGAUCCAUCAGAGUUAAUCAGAGGAAUGUUUCCCACAAUCUUGUGCUGAUCAAUACGGCUUGCCUCUGCUGCUGAUCAAUGAGCCCCUCAGUUUAUACAGAGUAUGGAAAUAAUCCAGUCUGCCACUGUUUAUGUAUAUAAAUAGUACCAGAGCAAAAAUCCUUCACUGUGAUGGUGAGAUACAAGAAACAGCAUAGAUAAAGCCCCAUCUCUGCAGCACUACACAGCUUUUUAGCCUCUUUUUAGCUUCUGGUUUUGGUUUUACAGCACAUUUACUGUCCGGUUCGGUCUCAGUGUUUCCAGCAGCAGCUGUUUUCAUCAAAUGAGCUGAUAAACUUGUAGACUACCUGCUCAGCACCACACAGCAGACAGAUAAAGUUAGAGAGUAGGAGGUUACGAAAGUGGAGAAUCUAGCAGCUAAAGAGUGGUGGAGACCAAACCAGAGCUAAAACAAGAGUGACUCAAGUGACCAGAAACACAACUCAAACGGGUUGAUCGUGUUGCUCUGCGUCUGCUGGAGGUGCAAACAGGAAACGGUUUGCUAACAUUUUCAAAACGUUAAUUAACGCAGCUUUAAACCUUUUGAACGACAAGUAUAUCUUGUUCUUAACUUCUCCAAAUAAAACGACAACGUGCGUGGUUUGUAACGGCCCAUUAGAGCGACACACAGACGCGUUUUCUGAUCUGGCGGCAAAAUCGGCAGGACAGCAUCAUUUCCCUCCCAGAACCGUUACAAAUCACAGUUUCAAAAAGAAAACAGUUUUCUGAUCUUCCACAGCUUUGGCUAAGGUUUGGUUAGGAAAAGAUCAUGGUUUAGGUUAAAAUAACUACUUCAUUAAGGUUAGAGGAACGAUCGUUUUCAUGGUUAAACAAACGUUGACUGUCGCUUGGAAACGGGAAACGAACAGUAGUCUCCCGAUGUUUUGUUGAUCCAUCCAUCCACGCCGACCUCCUCCUUAUCGCGCUAUAAUAGCGUCACCUGACUUCCUCCUUUACUCCCGACAGACAAGAGUCAGAGUUCCUACGGCUGUUGGAGUUUUGUUUGUCUCUUGAACGUCAACAGAUGAUGUUUUGGGGAUUUGCUGAAAUGACCGAUGCUGUCGGAAAGUCUCCUUAACUUCCUAACACAACCUCAGGAUUGUAAUGUGCGAAGGUGGCAUGAAGUCACUGGUGCUGAGUUAACGGUGUUUUCUAUCUCCGAACGCUAAAAGACUCUUUCUGUGUCUCUCUCAGGCUGACAGACAGCUACAUGUUUGUUGUUGAAAAGGGGGGAAGCAUCAUGAAUUUGAGAGGAAAUUAAUUCCAGAAUGACAGAUGGAGGCCAAUUAGACUCUCAGGCCGCUCGUUAUGGUGGCCGGCUGAGCCCGCUGGACACCGGGAUGAACGGCGAGCUGAGAGCCGGUCGCUCCACGACAGCCAAGAGAGGAAGCAGCGCCCCCGACAGGUCUGACUAUGAGAUGGAGUAUGACAGAUACCCUGAUGACCACUACAACAGGGUGUUUGACUACCAGCGUGUCCCCUCCUCGGUCCCGGUGGAUCCCAGUCCUGUCAAACGGCCCCGCCCUUCAUCCUCCUCCUCCUCCUCUUCCUCCUCCGCAGCAGCAGCUCUGAGGAUGAAGAGCAGCAGAGCUUCCAGCAGGAACAACAACACACACACCUCCAAAUUGAGGAUGGCGGAGCUACUUGCCAUCAAGAGGGAGCUGACAGUGAUCAAGGUUCAGAUCGACGGCCUGUUGGACUGUGUAGACAAGAUGGACAGACAGAGGAAGGACUGCUCAGAGUGUCCUCAGAGCAGGGAGCCCAGUGUGUCGGACUCUCCUCACCGAGGUUCAGUCAGCAGCCUGGAGAGGGAAAGUCCUGAACCAGGAGAGGCCAGCGAGGACGAGCCGCUGCACUACCAGCACUACUACCCCCACAGCUACCCCCACAGGAUAAAGCAGCAUCAGUCUGAUCUGGAGGACGAUCUGUAAAACUGCAACUCAGAUCCUUCCAGAAACAAAAGCUGGGAUCGGUAACAGCUGGAACAGGAGAUGCUUCAAGGAGGCAACAUGAACUGCAUUGGACUGACUCUCCCCCCGCUCCUGAAUCGGUCUCUUAUCUGUCACUAUCAGUUAGAUUUUUAUUCUGUUGCACCAUCUCCAGUUCUGGUUUCCAGUCCACAAUGAUGACAAAAUCCCCAAAACAAUAUGUGUUCGUGGUACAUCACUGACUCUGGUGCUCCAUGCUAACAUAUUGACACAUGGGACAAUAUAGCUAAACUUCUGUGUUUUUAUAAAGCACCAUAGCGGUGGAUGUGCUUUGUUUUUAUGUGAUUUCCUACAUUUCAGGCAGCCAUUGAUUUAAUUUACAGUAAUUUCAGAACUUGAAAAAAAAAACUUGCAGAGACUUAACUUUCUGCAGACAAAUAAUCCAUCACAGUCAGCAAUUUAUUUGAUUUUAUUUGGUCUCUCUUUAGUGAUGCGAUCAAGAAUAGUUCAACAUCUUAACAUUAAUAGUGCACCUACAAAGAAAAGCAUAUAAUUCAUGAGCUAAGUUUUUUGCAGAUGUUUAAUUCUUAUUAUAUUGUAUUAUAUUAUAUAUUACUCUAUACCCAGAUUGAAAAAACUACAUUUUCUUUACUAAAAAAGAUAAUAUUGGUCCCAUUUAUCACCCUAACCUUGCUUCCCAUGUUGAACUCCACUCUGAUUAAUGUUAAUAAAGUCAGUGUGGCAGCUGGCAGCUCCUUAUCACACAGUUUAUUUUCAUCAGGUGUGUUGUCAUUAUGUGUAACCAGAUGUGUACAGGACCGCAUUAUGGGUCAUUGUUAAAGGCUCAGUGAGCACAGUUUUAUGACUCUCUGGCUGAAUUACAGUUUAAUUCACUCAGGAAAUCAGUCAUAAAGUGAUAUAUGGACUCUGACAAUUUCCUGAAAUGAGCAUUUAGUCUGAAUAAAAAUGACGUGUAGUGGAUAUAAAUGGGAAGAUUGCAUUUUUCCACCAUGAAACAAUUAUAUGACAACAUGAGUGAGGGAAGUAUAUACUUCAUGGUCCCAUGAAGUAUAUAGUUGGCAGUUCAAUUUAUCAACUACCAUUUAGCUCACUGGUUUAUCAAGUAAAACUGUUGAGUUUAGCUAAUCGAUUCCUUCAGCAGCUAAAACAGUUUGGUAUAGGGUUAACUAAUGAUUUAGUUCAGCAGCAAAAACAAAUUGGUUCAGGUUAGCCUAGCUAAAACAGUCGGCUUUGCAUUAGUUAGCAGAUCAGUUUAGGAGAUAACACAGUUUGGCUCAGGUUAGCUAACAGAUCAGUUCAGUAGCUAAAACAGUUUGCUCCAUGUAAGCUAACAGAACAGUUUAACGGCACAAAGAGUUGUGCUGCGUCUCAAUUCGGAUACUUCCGUUAGUACACUUCCAUGUAGUACACUCUGUACUUCAAAUCGAACACGGCUGUUCUGCCCUUAACAGAAAUGACGAUCGCAGCAUUUGACCACUUCUUCUUCUUUUUUAAUGGCGAGUUGCAACCGUCCGCGGUACCAAAUCAUUAAAGACUACUAAAUUAACCCAAUAAACAUACUGAUGGCUUUUAUCCUACUAGAGUAUAGUUGGAUUUGGCAACCGCUCUGCCUGCCCUAUGUAGCCAAGAUGGCGACCAUUGAGGGUGAGAAGUGUCCAGCGUUCCACACUCAACUUUUUUGACCGUUAUGAGUACAUCAUCCGGGUAUUCAUACUGCAUUUUGCCAUAAUUGUGAGUGUGAACGCACUUAUGCAAUAGCAAGUGUAAGUACGGAAGAACGCAAAUUGAGACACGACAUUGGAUUCGGUUAGUUAACAGAUUAGUUUAUCAGAGAAAACUGUUUGGUUCAGGUUAGUUUAUGGAUCAGUUUGGCAGAUAAAAAAAAAAUCUCAUUCAGGUUAGCUUGAUCCAGGUUAGCAUUAGGUCCUCGUUCAAUCAAUGAACUCUACUCCCAGGAAAGUGGUCAGAGUUGAAGAGUAGUCAUCAACUGAAGCGAACUGAGGCCAUCAGAGUUGAAUGUAAAAUUACCAAAAGGACCGUUGUCCUUGAACCUGUCAUACAUUUACAGUAUGAAAACAAUGUGUUUACUGUGUAGCAUGUGCGUUUUAAUUGGAAUAUUGGAUAUACUAUUUGUUUAUCACUUUUGAUUGUUGUCAAAAUGGCAGCAAAUUUAUUAACACAUCCGUACAACGGCACACUUUUGGCUACAGAUACGAUGCCGUUCCAUUUUCUUCUGUACGUCCACCCUACCAUCUAUCUGUCCGUCCAUCCAACACUAAGAUGUUCUGUGUUAUCUUGACAACUAUUGGCCAGAUUGCCAUGAAAUGUGGCAUGAAUGUCCAUGCUCACCAGAGGACGAAUGUGAAUGUUGUCGAUGCCACCACACCCCUUAUUUGUGUGUUUUUGCUAUGUCUUUCCACCACAAUGGUCGUACUACUUCAUGUAGUUUCACCGCCGCCGUCAUAUUUAACUUGCAUUUUAUGACGUAAUGUUUGUUUCACCUGAUUUUGGGUGACUGGUUAUACGGAGAGCAAAGCCACCAAACUGUUGUCAAGUCAAACACAUAAAGACUUUUUCUCUAGCACGUUUACCCUGCUGGACGGUCACAAUCACUGUGACUGACUGUAAAUAUGUCUGGAGCAUUCAUGUAAAAUAUUUGUCAGUUUAAAAAAUUACUCUUGAAAAUAUGUAUGUGUACAGUAGUGGCUCUUUAUACUUAAACAUUAUUUCAAACCCUUAAAAAAAUGAUACUAAAAUGUUUUAAUAAGAAAUCCUGUAACUGCAGGUACAGAAUCAUUUCAUUUGGCUUCAUUGUAGUUUCUGCUGUUGGUGCUUUUGUGUUUCUCCUCUGUGCUAAAUGUGAUCUAUUUCAGUGUGAGUGUAGUAAAAGUAUUUUUCAUAAAAUAGAUGUGUGGUUGGAGCUUUGUGUGUGUAAUAAUAAUAAUAAUAAUAUGAUUCUCUA
Messenger RNA from Siniperca chuatsi (mandarin fish), 11100 nucleotides. RefSeq names its product RNA-binding Raly-like protein. Bases 7458 to 8120 code for a protein of 220 amino acids. NCBI's taxonomy places the organism in Eukaryota, Metazoa, Chordata, Actinopteri, Centrarchiformes, Sinipercidae. The record is from RefSeq and is a predicted model, not a curated record. Gene Ontology annotation, cellular component: nucleus. The transcript is spliced from 8 exons. Gene Ontology annotation, molecular function: RNA binding.